UACCUGUCAGACUGCUACAGGCUGGACACACAGGAGGUCACACGUAGGAACUGCCCGACCAACUUGCCACUUGGAAUUUGUCUUCAUUGCUCUGGGAUUGGGGAUUAACCAGCUGGGAUUUGCUCUGCGGCUUCUGGAGUUGAGAAAGAAGAGACAGAAGACAAGAUGAGCUCCUCACCUCUGCUCAACGGGGUGUUGAAGCCAAAUGCCAAAUCGAUUUACGAACAAAGAAAGAAAUAUUCAAAUGUUAUCAUGGCCGACGUGUCUCAGUAUCAAGUGAACCAUCUGGUGACAUUUACAAUUGGGGAGGAUGAUGAUGUCCACACGGUGGAAGACGCUAUCCGUAAGCUGAAUGCAGUGGAUGCCAAGGGAAAAAUCUGGAUGCAGGAAAUGUUAAUAGAAGUGAACAGUUCAUUGGUCAAGCUCCUUGAUCUGAACAGCAAGGAGGUACUAGAAGAAUUUCCUCUAUCUGCCAUCCAGCGAUGUGAUACGGUUCUGCCAGAGAGAAGGGACCAGCCUCUGUUGAUACUGGUGUGCCAGGACAAAUAUCAGCCAAAACCUGAUGUGUAUUUUUUCCAGUCCGAUAAUGUUGCGGCACAUUUAAUCAAGGAAGAUAUCAACAGUGCUGUGUCUGAUUUUCAGACUGGUGUUAAUGCAAAACGCCCUGAAGCUCUUAGGAACAAUAAGGAGCAGAUUGCCCAGAGCACAACUGGUCCCAAUACAUUCACCCCACUAGGCCAGUGGAAGCAGCCGACAUCACAGUAUGUGACCCCAGCAGAAAUCCUGGAGAGGGAAGCCCAACGUAAACCAAUGGUAAAGCCACCUCGCUCAUCUCUGACCCCCAAAAUCACUGUCAAUUCACAUGAUCAGGGGCAACAGUCAGUCGAGACACCACAGAACUCACAGGAACCAUUAUACAGUGAAAUCAACCGCUCAGACAUACCACAGCAGUUCAUUAUGGAGUCGGGGAGUCCUCAGAUGCAACAGAAGAUAUCCAAAGUUGCAGAAGAAACUGCAAUGGACCCAUCGGCCUUUCGAUCUGGGCAUGAAGUGGACUUGCUGAACCACUGUUUCGAUGACAUUGAGUUCUUUAUGGGCAGCUUACAGAAAUCUGCUGAAGCAUUUAGAAUGCUCAACCAAAGAAAAAAGUCCAGAAGAACCAAGAAGAAAGAAGCUGGCGAAGGACUUUUGACUCUUCGAGCGAAGCCACCCAAAAUCGAAGAAUAUGAGGACGCAGUACAAAAAUUCAAAUAUUGCUUUUGCCUCCUGGCAAGACUUAAAAAUAACAUUGUGAAUCCAAGCGCAGUUGAACUUGUUCAUUUCUUGUUUGGGCCACUAAGAACGCUGGUGGACAGUUGUGGUGGUGUGGAGAUGCCUUCUGAAAUGACCAGUCCAAUGCUAACAAAAGAAGCGGUAACUUUUUUGAAAGAAAGCUUAAAUGACCAGGAGCUAGAGCUAUGGACAUCCCUUGGACCAAACUGGACAAAGCCACGGGUGGAAUAUCCCAGGGAGUAUUCUCAGCCAUACAUUCCAACAUUCAGAGGCGGAUGGGUUCCUGUUAGCACAAAUGGCAAACCAUGGGAAGAUCCAAUUGAACUUCAGCACCGCCAUGAAGAACUUCGAGCUCAGCAAUCGGCACCUCAAGUCAAUAUACCUGCCGCUAUUCCAGCAGUAAAUGGCCAUGAAGAAACGGAAACCAAGCAUGUGAGCUGUACAUAUGACUUUGUGGCAAGAAAUAGCAGUGAAUUAUCUGUGUUACAGGGAGAGGUCCUAGAGGUCAUUGAUGACACCAAAAAGUGGUGGAAAGUGCAGAAUCGCUUCGGACAGAUUGGUUAUGUUCCUUACAACAUUCUUGCCCCCUACACUGCUCCAGAUGCCAACAAAGCAAAAGUAAAUGGCUCCCAGCAAUCAAGCCCUGGCAAGGUAGUACCUCCAACACCACCGAAAAAACCCUCAAAUGGUAGUGGUCGAAACUCAUGGAAUCAAGCCAAUGGACUGAACCAAGAACAGAUAAAUGAACAAGGCAAAAUGGAAAGGAUAAGCAGCAUGAACGAGGAGCUGCUACUCCGGUUGGCUAAUGGUCGCACAGCUCCACAGAAGAACCUGAAUAUUCAGAAGAUGCCAGACACUUCCAUCCCUCUGACAGAUGAGUCAAGUCCUGCUGAGGUCACUGCUUGGUUGCAGGCCAAAGGUUUUAAUACACUGACUGUAAAUUCCCUAGGAGUGCUGAAUGGGGUUCAACUCUUCUCUCUCAGAAAGGACGAAUUUAGGGCAGUGUGUCCUGAAGAAGGAGCCAGGGUAUAUAGCCAGGUCAUGGUGCAGAAAGCUCUUCUUGAGGACUCAAAGAAGAUCUCAGAGCUGGAGGCUGUGAUGGAGAGACAGAAGAAAAAGGUUGACACGAAUGGGCAAUGAGGAACCUUCUGAGAAAAUCCAAAGAUUUUCAUGGACUUAAUAAAGACUAUAUUUAUCUCAUCCCAAAGAGUAUCUAUAUAUAUAUAUAUUAUGUAUAAACAUUACCUACAGUAAGUAUCUAGAUAUGCCAAAGCCAGAUCCAAUGAAGAACAUGGCAGAAAUGUUUGAUGAACAUGAGGAGUCCUGUAGAGACAGAACUGAUUCAUUGGAGUAAUUGAUCAAUGAUGGAUGUGGCUGUUAAUCAUCAAGAAGACUUCUUCAGUCCAGUCGUUAAGCCUUUAGAAGAAAAGCUUUAAAUGAUAAGGAUUCUCUACAUACCUAUAGCACUGACCCUCCUGCGUCAUCUCUUAAAGAUUCCUACUCUUUUACUUGGAAUUACAGUGCUUCGUUCUAUCGCUUCUGGGCUUACAGAAAUUGAAGAAUUUCAAGAAUUUUCCAUGAACUGGGAUUCUACAUAUGGUCAUUUGGGAGCUAUGAGCUACAGUGCAAUAAGAUAUAUAUAGACUGGUAACGUAACAAUAGGUGCCAAAAUUGCUCCAGUGCUAACAGCCAAUUGCAAUAAGGCAGCAUAUUCUGGACUUCCUCUUGCCCAUAUUAUUAUCUUGUCAUCUUUUGUAGUCACACAGCAAAGAUAAUAAGCACUCCCCAAAUUGUGCCCAAUCAGGGCACUGCUACAUUUGUCCAAUCAGGACAGAACAGUUAAAUGAUCAAGCCAUAACUGCAAGCUAUUUGGGGUGGACUUAUAACAUCUUAUUGUGGUUUUUGGAAACCUGUUGUCUUAUAACGUCUCUUUUUUUAUUUAAAUGUCUGUCUUUCUGUAUUUAAAUGCAUAAAACAAAAUUAAAAGGGCUCUCUUA
Messenger RNA from Xenopus laevis (African clawed frog), 3269 nucleotides. RefSeq names its product EPS8 like 1 L homeolog (gene eps8l1.L). Gene Ontology annotation, biological process: Rho protein signal transduction; regulation of Rho protein signal transduction; positive regulation of ruffle assembly. Lineage: Eukaryota; Metazoa; Chordata; Amphibia; Anura; Pipidae. The transcript has 22 exons. Bases 166 to 2412 code for a protein of 748 amino acids. Gene Ontology annotation, molecular function: actin binding. Gene Ontology annotation, cellular component: cytoplasm; plasma membrane; vesicle. The record is from RefSeq and is a predicted model, not a curated record.